Molecule: messenger RNA, 718 nt
Organism: Pyrgilauda ruficollis (rufous-necked snowfinch)
Lineage: Eukaryota; Metazoa; Chordata; Aves; Passeriformes; Passeridae
Product: epithelial discoidin domain-containing receptor 1-like
Exons: 5
Source: RefSeq, a predicted model, not a curated record
GUUGCACUUCGGGGGGCUGGGCCAGCUCUCAGACGGGGUCCUGGGCCUCGAUGACUUCUUGAGGACCCGCGAGCGCCGCCUGUGGCCAGGCUACGACUACGUGGGGUGGCCGCGGCCACCUGGGCCCCACCCCAAUGUGGAGCUGGAGUUUGAGUUCCAGGAGCUCCGCACCUUCCACGCCAUGCAGGUCCACUGCAACAACCUCCACACGCGUGGCGUCGGAAUCUUCCGGGCGGUCGAGUGUCGCUUCAAGAAGAUCUUGGCCACGGCCUGGGAGCCCACGGUGGUCACCCACAGCCUGGCCGGGGCCACCAAGGACCCCAGCGCCCGCUUGGUCACUGUCCCCUUGGGUGGACGCCACGCCCGUUUCAUCCAGUGCCGCUUCUUCUUUGGCGCCGAGUGGAUGCUCUUCAGUGAGGUCUCCUUCCUCUCAGAGGUGCUGGAUGACCCCGUGGGUGCCAGCGGGUGGCCCCCGACCCCUGACCCCUCCUCCGCCAUCUUGGAAAACGCCCGUGACAGGGACGGGGCCACCAACGUCACUGCUGCAGCCCCUGGGGAGGCCGAACUGGUCCCGCCGGCGGCCCAGGGUGAGGCGGGGCAGUCGCCGGCGCUGCUGGGCUGCCUGGGCGCCAUCAUCCUCCUCCUGCUCGCCAUCAUCAUCCUCAUCCUGCGGCGCCGCCGCGGUGCGGCCGGGUCGCUGGGCAAGGGACCUCAGUAG